AAAAGAUUUGGGCCGGAACCCAAGAUUUGAUGCUUGGUUUCAACCGAUCACAAUUUCAGGGAACCAAACGGAAAAAGCUGUUCUGGCGUGAAUUGUGAGUGGUUGAGGAUUUCAUUACCAACUUUCGCCUCUUUUCUGGUUUAUUCCACGUCUAAUACACUCUUGGGCUGAUCUCAGCAAGAAUGACGGACCGGUACAACAUCCACAGUCAGCUGGAACAUCUUCAGUCCAAGUACAUUGGUACAGGACAUGCUGACACCAGCAAGUGGGAAUGGCUGGUUAACCAGCACCGUGACUCUUACUGCUCCUACAUGGGGCACUUCGACCUGCUCAACUACUUCUCUGUUGCCGAGAACGAGAGCAAAGCACGUGUUCGCUUCAACUUGAUGGAGAAGAUGCUGCAGCCUUGUGGACCACCAGCAGACAAACCUGAUGAUGCUUAAAGUACCUUGGAAUGAGCUGUGGGUGCUUCUUCUUUUUUUUGUUUUUUUGUUUUUUUUAAAUCACAGCUUAAUUGAGUUAAUGGACAUUAAGAUGUUUUCUGCAACAAAAUUGUAUGACCCACUUUAACAACAGAAAAUGAAUAUUAUGUUGGCCUAGGGAUGCUUUCCCCCCAACACAGCUUAUGGAAAAGAGGAAGAGAUAGGACUACUUAAAGACUUUGACCAGAAAAGUUGAGGGAAAAACACAUUUCUGUGUCUCCAGACUGUCUGGGAGACUGUUGUUUAAGUGAUUGAGAUGUCUUAUUGAUGUAUGGUUUUGCUUGUUGGAUUAAACUCAAAUUAAGGUUUCUA
Girardinichthys multiradiatus is the source of this 794-nucleotide messenger RNA. It is a transcript of the gene sf3b5, whose product is annotated as splicing factor 3b, subunit 5. Gene Ontology annotation, biological process: mRNA splicing, via spliceosome. Gene Ontology annotation, cellular component: precatalytic spliceosome; U2 snRNP. The record is from RefSeq and is a predicted model, not a curated record. The transcript is spliced from 2 exons. Lineage: Eukaryota; Metazoa; Chordata; Actinopteri; Cyprinodontiformes; Goodeidae. The coding region runs from base 183 to 443 and encodes 86 amino acids.